AUGGCGAGAUCGGCUUCAGACUUUACAUCAAACCGAGGUUGGCUUUGGCGAUUCAAAAAAUCUUAUGAUCUACGUCUCAUUAAUAUGCAUGGUGAAAGUGCUGAUGCCGAUAAAUGUGCCGCAGAAAGGUUUAUUCAGCAAUUUCCACAAAUAUUGGAAACUAAUGAAAUUAGUGAUGAUAAUUUAUAUAACAUGGAUGAAACGAGCUUAUUUUGGAAGAUGCUACCAAACAAAACAUUAGCAAGUGCAAAUGAAAACCGAAUAACAGGAAAAAAAAUUAAAAAAGAUAGAAUUACGUUAGCUUUAUGUGCAAAUGCAAGUGGAAACCAUAAAUCGCCAGUGCUAUUUAUUAAUAGAUAUGAGAACCCAAGAGUGUUAAAGAACUGUAAGAACAAUUUACCUGUAAUAUAUAUGCAUCACAAGAAUUCCUGGAUGAACAGGGUACUUUUCCAAUCAUGGUAUGAGAAUGAAUUUAAGCCACGCGUAAGAAAACGUCAGUUACAAGAAAACAGUAUCGGAAAGGUUCUAUUAAUACUGGACAAUUUCAGUGGGCAUAAAUUAUCAGAUGAAGAAAUGGACGAUGGGUAUUUUCAAAUAAUGUUUCUUCCGCCCAAUACCUCUUCUCUGAUCCAACCGAUGGAUCAGGGCGUAAUAGCAAAAUUUAAAAAACAUUUUCGUCACAAGUUAUUACGUCAAGUAUUGCAAUAUACUGGUGGAGUGUCAGAUUUCUACGCAGAUUAUGACAUAAAAGAUUGCAUAGAUAUAGUAUCUGAAUGUUGGAACAAUAUCACAGCAACAAAUAUUUUUAAUGCCUGGAAUAAAAUUUGUAACCGUGAAACAAGAUUUACCAAUUUUCACACUUCGUCGUCAGCAACUACUUCAUGCGAUGCCGCAUAUGAAACAAUUUCUGGCGAAGAAGUAACAGAAUGGAUCAAUCACUGCGGAGAAACGGAAACAAUAAGAGAAAAUGUUGUAGAAGAGGAAGAAGAAUUUUCGCCUGUGCCAAUAGAACAAGAAGAAAUUGAUAAAUUACUCCACUAUUUGGAAAUGAUUACAAUUAGAGUACCUGAAAUUGCAAAUCAAACCGGUGACAAACACUCGGUACGCGCGAAAUGCACUCCGAGGUUCUGUUUCCAAGAACUGGUGGGGAUAGCGACGGACUCUUAUGUAGACAAAAAUGCGGACGCCUAA
Molecule: messenger RNA, 1191 nt
Organism: Osmia lignaria (orchard mason bee)
Lineage: Eukaryota; Metazoa; Arthropoda; Insecta; Hymenoptera; Megachilidae
Source: RefSeq, a predicted model, not a curated record